Molecule: messenger RNA, 2767 nt
Organism: Sphaeramia orbicularis (orbiculate cardinalfish)
Lineage: Eukaryota; Metazoa; Chordata; Actinopteri; Kurtiformes; Apogonidae
Gene: abhd17c
Product: abhydrolase domain containing 17C, depalmitoylase
Exons: 3
Coding region: 341-1225 (294 amino acids)
Biological process (GO): protein depalmitoylation; regulation of postsynapse organization
Cellular component (GO): plasma membrane; endosome membrane
Molecular function (GO): palmitoyl-(protein) hydrolase activity
Source: RefSeq, a predicted model, not a curated record
UCCGGUUGUAGCGGAAGCCGGCUGUGUCCAGUCCGGACUAAUGGCCGUGUUCUCCGCCUUCAGCUCUAGCUCCUCGGUACAGCGUCAGACCCGGGAUGAGUAACCGGACCCGGACUCUGCCCCGGGACCAUCCGCCACUCUCAGUCCACUCUGGUCCGUGAUCUGAACCCAGUCGGUCCGUCCGGUCCAGCCCCGGUCCGGGCUGCGUUUAUCCGUUAGCUGCUAGCCCCUUGCCGGCGCUAGCGUUAGCCGCGGACCGCCGACCCUUCAUGGACCCGCAGUAGAACCGGAACCAGCCUCGGUCCGGUUCUGUAACGGUCAGUCCCCGGCUCCGCGCCUCAUGCCCGGAUCAGGCCCCAGGAUGAACGGGUUUUCCCUCGGAGAGCUGUGCUGGCUGUUCUGCUGCCCGCCCUGUCCGAGCCGUAUAGCCGCUAAGCUAGCCUUCCUGCCCCCGGAGCCCACCUACUCCGUCCACACCGACCCCAGCGGCGCCUCCAGCCUCCACCUGACGGAGCGGGCCGACUGGCAGUACUCCCAGAGGGAGCUGGACGCAGUGGAGGUGUUCAGCACCCGGAGCAGCCGCGGGAACCGGGUCGGAUGCAUGUUCGUCCGCUGCGCCCCGAACAGCCGCUACACGCUGCUGUUCUCCCACGGGAACGCGGUGGAUCUCGGCCAGAUGUGCAGCUUCUACAUCGGCCUCGGAUCCAGGAUCAACUGUAACGUGUUCUCAUACGACUACUCAGGGUACGGGGUGAGCACCGGGAAGCCCUCCGAGAAGAACCUGUACGCGGACAUAGAGGCGGCCUGGCAGGUCCUGAGGAACAAGUACGGUGUGACGCCAGAGAACAUCAUCCUGUACGGUCAGAGCAUCGGCACCGUCCCCACCAUUGACCUCGCCGCCCGCUACGAAUGCGCCGCCGUCAUCCUCCACUCGCCGCUCAUGUCCGGUCUGAGGGUCGCCUUCCCCGACACGCGCAAGACCUACUGCUUCGACGCCUUCCCCAGUAUUGACAAGGUGUCCAAGGUGGCGUCCCCGGUGCUGGUGAUCCAUGGGACCGAGGACGAGGUCAUCGACUUCUCCCACGGCCUCGCCAUGUACGAGCGCUGCCCGCGUGCCGUCGAGCCACUGUGGGUGGAAGGGGCGGGGCAUAACGACAUCGAACUGUACGCCCAGUACCUGGAGAGACUGAAGCAGUUCAUCUCCUUCGAGCUGCCGGCGUCCUGAGGCCCACGGGUCCAGAACCGGGCCUGGUCCGCCUCCACGCGGUGCCCCGCCCCCUCCUGGUGGCCGGCAGAGCAGCGGCGUUCCGGGUGUUGAGGUGUGGCCAACGUGUGCAACUCAGACUUUUGGUUGUAGUGCGUCCAGAACCGGGUCGGCACCACAUGUGGACCCAGGGUGCCAACGAGCCCUAGACGCUGUUUGUACUCGCUGCUAAAUCUGGAAUCAUUUCACACUCCGACUCUCUGUCCUUGAACGCCUCACCCUGUCCGAGAACACUUCACCCUGUCCAUGUCCCUGAACGCCUCACCCUCUAUCCCUGAAUGCCUCACCCUGACCUUGAACGCCUCACCCUCUGUCUCUGAACGCCUCACCCUCUAUCCCUGAAUGCCUCACCCUGUCCUCGAACGCCUCACCCUUUCCCUGAAUGUCCUCUGGUGGUAGAGAUUCAUAUCAGUCAAUUUCAAUGACAAACAAAAUCCUUAAGUUUAAUGAAAGUAAAAGUUGUAAUAAGACCAAUCCAACGAGGUUCAUUUCAUUCAUGUUUAUUAUGAAAUGGUUCAGUCUGAGUUUGACGGAUCUUAAACUGGUUCUAAACUCAUCUGUCGACUGAAUAUUUAACACUAAUGUAAUAAAAUGUCUGACUCCAGGAGAAAAUGAAGUAAAUAUUCAAGUUAAAGUCAUGAUUUCACGUGACGUCAACUCAGAUUUGAACUUGGUUUUGGAUUCGUUGUCUCAAUCAAACUGUCCCUUAUGAUCUGAUCUGCCACUUUAGCCCCGCCCCCUCUGCCCUUGUUUGCCACGUUAACCCCACCCCCAGCCAGACCUUGGCUCCUCCUUCUCACUGAGAGUCUUUUCAGAUCUUCAAGCUUGAUUUUUUUUAUUCUUUUAUACCACGUAAAGAAGAAUAGAUUUUUGCACCUGGAGACAAAUUGAAGUUUUUUACUUAUAUCUGUUUUUACGUUGACCGGUCGAGUUCACAGCUGCACCGAUGACGUGCAGGUAUUUUCAGGUAAUGAUUUUUCUGUGUUCAGAUGUUUCUUGUUUUUUUUUUUUGUUUUUUUUUGUUUCUAUGUUUUUGCAUUCCAUGUUUUUUCUUAAUCACAGUCAGAGGCUGGAUUUGUUUUUGGUCGUGUGUGUUUUUUGUGACCUCGCUGCAGAGAUGUUCAGGUUCAAGGAUUGUUAUGAAUCUGUGGGUUAUGGACGUUCACGCCUGAACUCUGUGGAUGACGUCGCCCUGAUGCUGCUGCUGAAUGGGAAGAAGAAUAAAACACUGUUAAUAUUAACACUGUAAUGUCUGCAGUCACUGGUAAACUGAAAAUAUGUUCAUCUAGAGAAACAAACUGGACCUAAACCAGUGGACACUAAAGGUGGACGAGACCAAACAUGAACAUCAGUGGAUCUGAUGAAAUUGUGGAACUUAUUAAGCUGUGGAUUUAAUAAAACUGUGGAUCCUCCAACUGACGGAGCAGCAGGUAUCAGGACUGAACCUGUGGAAAUACCUGAACAUCAUCUGCAAAAGGACGGAGCUCAUGUCCUCAAAAAAAA